AUGUUCGUUGCACAGUCGUUUGCGAAGAAUUUCGGACUCUACAACGAGCGUAUCGGUAACCUGACUGUGGUCGUAUCUGAUAAUUCCACCUUAACGGCAUUCAAAUCGCAAAUGUCACUCAUCGUCCGUGCUAACUGGUCGAAUCCACCAAAUCACGGCGCUAAAAUUGUUCACAUGAUCCUUACCAAUCCUGAUAUGUGUAAGCAGUGGCACGAAUGCAUUCAG
Messenger RNA from Anisakis simplex (herring worm), 225 nucleotides. NCBI's taxonomy places the organism in Eukaryota, Metazoa, Nematoda, Chromadorea, Rhabditida, Anisakidae. The record is from the annotation of a GenBank genome assembly.